This is a messenger RNA of Monopterus albus (swamp eel), 1389 nucleotides long. It is a transcript of the gene bmp10l, whose product is annotated as bone morphogenetic protein 10, like. Gene Ontology annotation, cellular component: extracellular region. The coding region runs from base 1 to 1389 and encodes 462 amino acids. NCBI's taxonomy places the organism in Eukaryota, Metazoa, Chordata, Actinopteri, Synbranchiformes, Synbranchidae. Gene Ontology annotation, biological process: BMP signaling pathway. The record is from RefSeq and is a predicted model, not a curated record. Gene Ontology annotation, molecular function: cytokine activity; growth factor activity. The transcript has 2 exons.
AUGCCUGCUUCGUUUUUUUCCAGACUUGGGUUUAUCCAUUUCCUGAAUGUCCUGCUUCUGGUGUUGACUGAUUUGAGCUUGAGCAGUCCUAUCAAGUCUCCUGAGAACCAUCACAAGGCAUCAGUCGGCAGGCAUGUGCAUGAUAAUCCGCUACUUGAUGCGCAGGACUUUUUGAGCCAGUUUCUGUCCACACUGAAUCUCACAGAGUUGAGGCCCCAGCCCAGGCCCCUUGCUGCCCUUAUGGAGCCACCAGAGUACAUGCUGGAGCUGUAUAACCGAUUUGCCAACGACCGCACUGCUGUGCCCUCAGCCAACAUUGUGCGCAGUUUCAAGAAUGAAGAUUCCUCCCCCUACAGUAUAACAGCCAGAGGCAUACAGAUCCAUCCCCUGCUGUUCAACAUGUCCAUGCCCCACCAUGAGCACAUAACAAUAGCUGAACUUCGCCUUUUCACCCUAGUUCAGAAGGCCCAGAGACCAUAUGCUGGCUUUGACUGCAAGAUGACCAUUUACAAAAUACAUGAGGGUGUCGUUUGGACAAAAGAAGUCGGGAAAGAAGGGAGAAGGAGGGAUAAAGAGGAGGUGGUCGAGAUGAAGGAUUUAGAGGAACUGGUGACAAAGCAUAUCCAUGCCAAAGAUAACAGCUGGGUGUCAUUUGACCUGACUCACGUGGUUACACUCUGGCAGAAAUCAGGGUGUGCACUUCAUAAACUAGAGAUUCAUAUUGCAAGUCUGGGGUCAAAGGAAGAAGGGACCACACAAGAAAUCACAGAGGAAAAUGGAAGUUUGGUUGAGAUUGAUAUCGACAGAAACUUGGAAGGGAAACACAAUGCAGUAGUGAUUGUAUUUUCAGAUGAUCAGAGCAGGGACCAUAAACAGGAUAAAAAACAGCUCAACCAGAUGAUUGAACAUGAGGAUGACCUUCCUGAAAACAUGGUCCGGAGCCAGCAAGCUUUCUGGGGGCACUUUAAUCACAAUGCUGCCCAUGCUAACCAGGACAAACUGGAGUCCCUCACACAACUGCAGUCCAAUCUUAUCUAUGACACACCUCCCCGAAUCCGUCGCAAUGUUAAGAGUGAGCCAUGCAAGCGGACCCCACUCUUUGUGGAUUUUAAAGACAUUGGCUGGGAUGCGUGGAUCAUCCAGCCUCUGGGAUAUGAAGCAUAUGAGUGCAACGGUGUGUGCAACCCACCUAUGACCUCUGAGGUUUCACCUACCAAACAUGCCAUAGUGCAGACACUGCUGAGUGUUAAGAGUCCAGAGAGAGUGUCACGUGCCUGCUGCGUUCCCACAAAGCUGGAGCCAAUAUCACUUCUUUAUCACGACAAUGGGGUGAUCACUUUCAAUCACAAAUAUGAGGAGAUGGUGGUGGCAGAGUGUGGCUGUAGAUAG